Molecule: messenger RNA, 1170 nt
Organism: Meloidogyne enterolobii
Lineage: Eukaryota; Metazoa; Nematoda; Chromadorea; Rhabditida; Meloidogynidae
Source: the annotation of a GenBank genome assembly
AUGAUUUCCGGAAUAAGUUAUAGUUUCUGUAUUUUGUAUUUAUUUUCCGGAAAAAUUAUUUUACAAAAAGAUGCUUACCGGAAUAUAAUUUCUAAUUUAAAAUCCUGCAUUUUAUUCUAUGCCUCAAACAUUAUUUCACAUGCCAAGUGUUUAUCUAAGCUAUUGAAAGGACAAUUUAAUUCUUAUAAAGAUGUUAGAGAGGAGACAGAGAGGAAUAUUCCGGAAAAAGAUGUAUUAAAAUUUCCGGAAAAGGACGAGAAGAGCAUUCCGGAAAAAGACCAGACUACAUUUCUGGAAAACAAAAUAGAAAAUAUUCCGGAAAGAGAAGCAUCAACAGUUCCGGAAAGGGACAUAAGACACUUUCCGGAAAAAACGACCAUACUGGAAAAAAGACAUUCCGGAAAAAUAAAUAAUAAAACGUUUCCGGAAAAGGAAGUAUCGACCAUUCCGGAAAACAAAAUAGAGAAUAUUCCGGAAAAAGAAGUAUCGAAAUUUCCGGAAAAAGAGCAGACAACAUUUCCGGAAAACAAAAUAGAGAAUAUUCCGGAAAAAGAAGUAUCAACAUUUCCGGAAAAAGGGCAGACAACAUUUCCGGAAAAAGAACUAACAACAUUUCCGGAAACAGUAACAACAGACAUUCCGGAAAAACGAAGAAUAACAACGUUUCCGGAAAAGGCAUUAAAAACCAUUCCGGAAAAACAAAAAAAUACACUAAAUGAAAUUUCUUCUUCAAAACAAAGAGAAAAAAGAACAGUAGGCGUAUCAAAGAAAAAGCCCGAAAAAAUAACAGAAAAAAAACCGGAAAAAAUAACAGAAAAAUUAUUUAUUCAAGAAGAAGAAAAUAAAACAACUAAUAAUACUACUUUAAAAAAAGAAAUAAGGAAAAAUAUUUUAAUUUCAACUCUAAAAAAUCAAAAAUCCAACAGAAUACAAAAUUUGGCUAAAAAGAGGGGAAAUAUUCUCAAAAAUAAAAAUAAAAUUAUUCAUCAUCCUGUAAUUACAAAAGAAUCAAAAUUAAAUAAACCUCCACCUCCUUUUAUUAUUUCUUCGGGAAAGAAUUACUCGUUGAGGGAAAAGAGACCGAAUGCAACACCGCUUGGAGCUGUUGCUAAGUUUCUCACUAGAGAAUUGCUUAGAGUGAAGAAUAAACCCCCUACGGUUGUAGAGUAA